Molecule: messenger RNA, 279 nt
Organism: Meloidogyne enterolobii
Lineage: Eukaryota; Metazoa; Nematoda; Chromadorea; Rhabditida; Meloidogynidae
Source: the annotation of a GenBank genome assembly
AUGCCAAACGGAUGUAUUAAACCUAAGAGACUUAAUACGAAUGAAUUUUUGAAGAAUGGCCAGGUUUGGGAAAGGCAUAAUAUCAACAACAUUCCAUAUGAACAUGUGUUUGUACACUCGAGGCAAUCAUUUAUUCGUGAGUUGGAUACAAAAGGAAAAGGCGUUCUUCUUUACGAAUUCCAUGCAACUAGAGCUUUUAAAGUUAAACUUACAAACGGUAGAAUUUAUUUGAAUGUACCAAGGCCAGUGAAUCAUAUCUUAAAAUUUAGAAAAAGGUGA